GCUACACACUAUAUUUUAAUAUAAACUAUUUUUAAAAAAAACUAAAUAAUGCUGAGAUAAAUAUUAACAAAGUAUCAUAAUUUCAUUAAUUUAGGAAUCAGAUCCACUUUGAUUUGUCCUGGAACUUUUACUGGGGUUGAUGGUGUUAAUUGAAGAAUGAAUCUGAUUAGCAGAGGUGGGGAGGGGUGGGUGUGGCCUGUGCUGCUGUUCAUUCAUGGACUGAAUGAUGGCUGACAGUGAGGACACAGCAGCAGCAGCAGAACAGAUGGCUCACAUCUUCACUCAGGAGUAUUUUCAGAUCCCUGUGGUGACCCGAGCAUACACAACCGCCUGCGUACUCACUACUGCUGCUGUGCAACUUGACGUCAUCUCCCCGUUUCAGCUCUACUUUAACCCAGAUCUCAUCAUCAGGCGAUACCAGGUAUGGCGCCUGGUGACCAGCUUCCUCUUCUUUGGUUCUCUUGGAUUCAGUUUUGUGUUCAACAUCAUCUUUCUCUAUCGAUACUGUCGGAUGCUGGAGGAAGACUGCUUCAGAGGGAGGACGGCAGAUUUUGUUUUUAUGUUCCUGUUUGGAGGAAUCAUGAUGACCCUGUUCGGACUCUUCUCCAACAUCUUCUUCCUGGGCCAGGCCUUCAUCAUCAUGCUGGUGUACGUGUGGAGUAGAAGACAUCCGCUCAUACGCAUGAACUUCUUCGGCUUCCUGAACUUCCAGGCCCCGUUUCUGCCCUGGGUGCUGAUGGGAUUUUCUCUGCUGCUUGGAAACUCCAUCGUGGUCGACCUCCUUGGUAUCUGUGUGGGCCACAUGUACUACUUCCUGGAGGAUGUGUUUCCAAAUCAGCCAGGAGGAAGAAAGCUGUUGAUGACACCAGAACUUCUUCGAGCCAUUUUUGACCGACCAGAGGAUCCAGACUACCAUCACCUCCAAGAGCAGUCGGCUGGAGAUCUGCAGCAGGACCAGGAGCAACACAACGAACAACGCUGACACCAGCAACAGACACCAGAGCCAAAAUGUCUCCAGAAUGAGGGAGGACUUUUUGGUCAGUGCUCACUGUCUCACACCAAAGUUUGAAGUUUGGCUUUAAGGGAUCAAUAAACAAGCCAAAACAAAGGCAACUGGAUUUGUUUGAGGUUUUCUUGAAGAAGUUUCGUCCCAGUGGAACCAUUAAAUAGCCCUUUGAAAAAAUAUGGUGGAAUAACUUCAAGAAACCUCUUAUUAGUCCAGUGUCCUUGUUUGUCCUUAGUUUUUUUUUUUUCUGGAUAUGCUAUAACCUGGAUGAUGGAGAUACUUCACAGACACCGAUAUGGCAAAACAUUAUGACCAUCGAAUAUUUUGUAGGUCUCCCUUGUGCCUCCAAAGCAGUUUUGACUCAUCAGAGAAUGGACAUGGACCUUCUGAGGGUCUCCUAUGG
Messenger RNA from Mugil cephalus (flathead mullet), 1409 nucleotides. Its product is annotated as derlin-2-like. Gene Ontology annotation, cellular component: endoplasmic reticulum membrane; Hrd1p ubiquitin ligase ERAD-L complex. Gene Ontology annotation, biological process: endoplasmic reticulum unfolded protein response. NCBI's taxonomy places the organism in Eukaryota, Metazoa, Chordata, Actinopteri, Mugiliformes, Mugilidae. The record is from RefSeq and is a predicted model, not a curated record. Bases 224 to 982 code for a protein of 252 amino acids. The transcript has 7 exons. Gene Ontology annotation, molecular function: ubiquitin-specific protease binding; misfolded protein binding.